CAAUUGUAACAAUUCAAUUUGCAUUGGUUGGUUGGUGGGUGGUGGUACGAUUCCUAUACCAAGUUUCUCGGAUGCAAGACUUUGACGUCAUAGUUGUGGGAGCAGGAGUAGCAGGAGCUUCUUUAGCUACAGUUUUGGGCAGAAAUGGUAAGAGAGUGCUAUGUGUAGAACGUGAUCUCCAAGAGCCAGAUAGAAUAGUGGGAGAACUGCUUCAGCCCGGAGGUUGUCGGAAAUUAGUUGAACUUGGUCUAGAAGAGUCUUUAAAAGAUAUAGAUGCUCAGAGUGUAUUUGGAUACGGUAUUUUCUUGCGUGAUAAGAGAACAAAAGUGUAUUAUUUGCCAAGAGAACAACAAGCGUUGACAGCCCAGCAAGAAGAAGAGGCCGCUUCCUUUUCCGAAAAUAUGUGCGUAGGAAGAAGCUUUCAUAAUGGAAGAUUUGUCCAAAAGCUGCGCAAUUUGGCUAUUCGAGAGAAACUUGUCACGCUUGUUCAAGGAAACGUGUGUGACCUUAUUAUGAAAAACACGAGUACGAAUCUCGAGACGGAAACGGAAUUGACAGGUGUUGAAGACAGUUUUUCGAACGUUGUAGUAACUGGAGUCAAGUAUAAAAACAAGCAAGGUGAUUUCGUGAAUGCACAAGCACCUUUGACGAUAGUUUGUGAUGGUUGCUUCAGUCGUUUCAGAAGCAGAGUUAACAAGGCUGCAGAGUUUAAAGUGUUUUCAUAUUUUGUUGGUUUGGUACUUGAAAAUUGUUCGUUGCCAUAUCCAAACUUUGGCCACGUUAUUCUAGGGGAUCCGGCCCCCGUGUUGUUUUAUCCAAUUUCAUCCACAGAGACACGUUGUUUGGUUGAUAUUCCUAGCAAGUUUAUGCAACAAGAAGGAGGUAGUUGGACCACCGAAUCGUAUAUGCGUGAUGUAGUGGCUCCUCAAUUACCAGAUGAAUUAAAAGAGGCAUUUUUGGUAUCAGUAUCAAAGGGAAAAUACAAAAUGAUGCCUAAUAGGGUAAUGCCUGCCAGACCUGCUUCUUUGCCAGGAGUUAUUCUUCUCGGAGAUUCUUUUAAUAUGAGACACCCUUUAACUGGGGGUGGAAUGACAGUAGCACUUUCAGAUAUAGUUUUACUCAAUCAGUUAUUAUCACCUCUGCCUGACUUUGGUGAAUGGGAUUCUGUCGAUAGAGCUCUACGAGAAUUUUAUCGAGAAAGAAGAAAAUAUUGUUCCACAAUCAAUAUUUUGGCUAAUGCCUUAUACGGUGUAUUUUGUGCCACGGGUAGUGAAGAAUCAGAUGAGAUGCGUUCAGCUUGCUUCGAUUAUUUAGCAAAAGGAGGAAGGUUUGCUACAGACCCAGUCUCCAUGUUGGGUGGUUUACAGUCCAGUCCCUACUUACUUUUAACACAUUUCUUUGCCGUUGCCUUGUAUGGUUGCGGAAGACAGUUGAAGUAUUUUCCCAACAUGGGACGUAUCAGAGCAAGUUGGUGUCUCUUCAGACAUGCAUUCAACAUUGUGAAGCCUCUUAUUGAUGAUGAAAAUGUCACGUUCCUAAGCAAGAUUCCAAUUUCCCAUAUCUAGUUGGCUUGCGUGGUUUUUGUCGAGAAGAUACGUGAUCGAC
Molecule: messenger RNA, 1605 nt
Organism: Galdieria sulphuraria
Lineage: Eukaryota; Rhodophyta; Bangiophyceae; Galdieriales; Galdieriaceae
Product: squalene monooxygenase
Exons: 1
Coding region: 72-1565 (497 amino acids)
Biological process (GO): sterol biosynthetic process
Cellular component (GO): endoplasmic reticulum; membrane
Molecular function (GO): flavin adenine dinucleotide binding; squalene monooxygenase activity
Source: RefSeq, a predicted model, not a curated record